CUUACGGUGCUUUAUAUAAGGAUAAUGGAGACGCUCAGGAAUCUCAUUUUUCCUUGCUACAUUCCUUUGAAAGAAGCUGCAGAUAGAAAUCGAGAACAUGGGCCGACCAAAUAAUGAGGACUCGAAGUAUACCCCGGCGCAAGGAUGGCAGAACCACGAAGAUGCAGCGCACGACGACGAAGCACCACCUGUAUAUGAAUUGGAAGCUCCCACAGUAACAAUGCCUCCGCCAGGAAAUACGGGGGCGACAAACGACGGCCGCAUCCACAUCGACAUAGAUUCACACCUGACGAAAUCGCUCAUCAAGCUCGUCCCCAAGGCCUCAAAACAACCACACGACCCAAGUCGCCGCUUCACAACAUCAGGACGACUAAACGUGCGCCUCAACAUCGUAAUCCAAGUCGUCGGCAGCAGAGGCGACGUGCAACCCUUCAUCGCACUCGGGCAAGAACUCCAGAAACACGGGCACCGCGUGCGUCUCGCAACCCACGAUGUCUUCGAAUCGUUCGUGCUGGAAUCGGGACUCGAAUUCUACCCGAUUGGCGGCGACCCCAAGGAACUAAUGGCCUACAUGGUGAAGAACCCAGGCCUCAUCCCUAGCAUGAAGAGUCUCCGCGAAGGCGACAUCCAGAAGAAACGCACGAUGAUCGGCGAGCUGCUGUCCGGGUGCUGGAAGUCGUGUGUGGAGGGCGAUGCGAAGACGGGGAGGCCGUUCGUCGCGGACGCUAUCAUUGCGAAUCCGCCCAGCUUCGCGCAUGUGCACUGUGCGCAGGCGCUGGGCGUGCCGCUGCAUUUGAUGUUCACGAUGCCGUGGAGUUGCACGAGGGCGUUUCCACAUCCGUUGGCGAAUUUUAAGGUUGGGGAGAUCGAUCCCGCGGUGAUCAAUUAUGUUAGUUAUGGGGUUGUAGAGUGGAUGACUUGGCAGGGUUUGGGCGAUCUCAUCAAUAAGUGGAGGUACACUUUGGAUUUGGAGCCGGUACCAAAUACUAUGGGCCCUGUUCUGGCGGAGGCGCUCAAGGUGCCUUUCACAUACUGCUGGUCUCCCGCGUUGGUACCGAAGCCACUCGACUGGGCAGAACAUAUUGAUGUCUGUGGAUUCUUCUUUCGGGAUCCACCAUCUUACACCCCACCACCCAUAAUCGACAAGUUCAUCCAGGCAGGCCCACCACCGGUGUACAUUGGCUUCGGCAGCAUUGUGAUCGAAGAUCCGGCGAAGAUGACCUCACUCAUUCUCGAGGCAGUAAGGAUGUGUGGUGGGGCCAGAGCAAUCGUUUCAAGAGGGUGGAGUAAUCUAGGCGAAGGCAUGCCCGACGAGAACGGAGAUAUCCUCUUCAUAGGCGAUUGCCCUCACGAAUGGUUAUUCCAAAAUGUUGCUGCAGUCGUUCAUCACGGCGGCGCAGGGACUGCCGCAUGUGGGCUGCGAAAUGGAUGUCCGACUGUCGUGGUCCCCUUCUUCGGAGAUCAACCAUUCUGGGGCGAGAUGAUAGCAGCCGCCGGCGCAGGCCCUCAUCCAAUCCCUCACAAAUCCCUCACAGCUUCAAACCUCGCGGAAGCAAUAUCCUACUGUCUGACACCGGAGGCGACAUCCGCAGCGCAGAACAUCGCAUCCCAGAUGGCGAGCGAAGACGGCGUUAAAGCAGCCGUGCAAUCCUUCCACGCCAAUCUGCCUCUCGAAAGACUACAGUGCGACAUCCUACCCGAUCAGCCAGCAUCAUGGCUCUACAAACACGCCUCGAUCAGACUGUCGAAGCAAGCAGCGCAGAUUCUCAUAGAAAGUGCGAUCAUAGACGCAAGAGAUAUAUCACUGCACGAAACCCACCCCAUCUCCAUAACCAACCAGCGAUGGGACCCAAUAACCAGCACGACCUCCGCCGGCGUAUCCUGGGUCUCCAACCUCGCGACCUCAUCCACCGGCAUCAUCAUCGACCCCAUCGCCGAGCUCAACCGGUCCAAGGGCCACGGCUCCGAGAGCUCAUCAUCCGGCGCGGCGACCGCAGGCCGCAUGGCGCUCGCGUCCGCGAAGAACAUCGGGAGAUUCAACAUGCACGUGUUCAAGGGGUCCUGCGUGGACAUUCCGUUCGCUGCGGCGGAGGGCUUCCGGGCGGUGCCGAGGCUGUACGGCGAGGAGGUUAAGGAUCACGGGGAGGUGAAGGAUUGGAGUUCGGGGUUCGGAGUCGCGGGCAAGAAUUUCGCGCAUGGGAUUGUUGAUGGGGUGAGCGAUUUGUGGAAGAGGCCGUAUGAGGAUGGGAAGGCGGAGGGGGCAGCGGGUGUUGCGAAGGGGGUGGGGAAGGGGCUGUUGGGGUUUGGGAGUAAAGUUGCGAGUGCGGGGAUUGGACUUGUGGCGUAUCCGGGUCAGGGGAUUUGUAAGAGUAUAAGGCAUGCGGCGAAGAGUGGGACGAGGAAAAGGAUCAAGGUGAAGAGAUUGGAGGAAGGACAGUGGUUGGUGGACCAAAAGAGGAACAGUAUGGAUCCUAGGGUGGUGUUGGAGAGAUUUGAGAGAUUGAGACAAGAGGGACUGGCGCAAGGGAAUAGGAGUAUUAAGAGCGGAAUUUCAAGUCAAAGUUGAUGAGAAACCUUUGAUGAGAAACGAACUUUUAUUUUCCAUUUCACGAAUGUAU
This is a messenger RNA of Aaosphaeria arxii CBS 175.79, 2618 nucleotides long. RefSeq names its product glycosyltransferase family 1 protein. The record is from RefSeq and is a predicted model, not a curated record. Gene Ontology annotation, molecular function: UDP-glycosyltransferase activity; hexosyltransferase activity. Lineage: Eukaryota; Fungi; Ascomycota; Dothideomycetes; Pleosporales. The coding region runs from base 98 to 2566 and encodes 822 amino acids. Gene Ontology annotation, biological process: carbohydrate metabolic process. The transcript is spliced from 6 exons.